AUGUUUUCAGCCCCACUGAUUUUCACUUCAACUUCUCAUCAACUCCUUUCCAAACUGUGUGGAGACUCUGGUUGUGAAAGUGAUUGUUCACAACCUCGUCGCACCUCACGUGUUACCACUCCUCUCCGAUUGACACCAGGUAUGAUUCAACCGUCUCAGGACAGUCGACGUGGACUUUUUCUCCCUUCUUUGCAACCUCCUCCGUUGGCUGGAAGCUCUGCGGCCAAUCCAACUGGCCGCAAACAAGGCCGAUCGACCUCUAGAUCUGAAUGCGAGACCGUAGUCAGUCACAUCGCCUCCAAACCAGCUAGUCAGAUCGUCUCCAAACCAGUUGCAAGAUCCAACCGCAGUGGCAUUGAACAAAAGAAGAAGACCUCUGUUCCCCAAUCGAAAGGAAAGAAAGCUGUUCCCACCGCGUCUACGUCCACCGCUGCUACGGGAGAUUCAAAUCGAAACCAAAGUGUCGCUCCCUCGGUAUCAACCCAAGGUCAUUCCAGAGACCUGCGCCAAGACUCUGACAAUGAGAAUGCUAGGAUCCGUAAAAAAUCAAAGAAAUCUGAAGCCAACCCGGAACGCAAGGAGGAAGUCUAUGAUGCUAUUGAGAUAUACUUUGAGGAACCAACACCUGGUUCAGAAGAUGUAACACCUGAUUAUGUUUUUGUAUUAUCUUGA
Molecule: messenger RNA, 672 nt
Organism: Melampsora larici-populina 98AG31
Lineage: Eukaryota; Fungi; Basidiomycota; Pucciniomycetes; Pucciniales; Melampsoraceae
Exons: 4
Coding region: 1-672 (223 amino acids)
Source: RefSeq, a predicted model, not a curated record